Messenger RNA from Zasmidium cellare ATCC 36951, 495 nucleotides. RefSeq lists its product as uncharacterized. Bases 1 to 495 code for a protein of 164 amino acids. The record is from RefSeq and is a predicted model, not a curated record. Lineage: Eukaryota; Fungi; Ascomycota; Dothideomycetes; Mycosphaerellales; Mycosphaerellaceae. The transcript has 2 exons.
AUGGAUGCCUUGCCCAUGCCUUGGGGCUCGAGAGAGGCGUCUGGUCAAAAUGAGGACGAUGGUGUGAGGUGGACGAGGAGGAGGAGGAGGAGGAGGAGGAGGAUGUGGUCAACCUGGAACAUUGGCACUUGCUUGGCGCGUCUUGGUGGUGAUCCUCCGGAAGGCUUGCGUUUUCCUCAUGCAUCUCCAUCCUCGUCCACUUCCAACUCUGCCAGCAUCGCGAGAGACACGUCCCGGCUGCAUACACGAGACGAAGAGCUGAAGCAAUCUGGCAGUAUCAACCUUGUCGAAGUUCAACAAAGCCAUGUACAGAGAACAGCCAAGCACGUCCUCUAUUCUCCUAAGCAACAUGCCUUCGAAGAACACACUGGUGGAUUCGUUGCCAUGGACUGUCUCUAUUUCCACGAGAAAGACGAAAUCUUGACCACCUCAGGCGAAGUCGUCACCAAGCACCACCAUGGCAAAACUAACAAUGCUUCGACCGCUUCAACAUAG